Miscanthus lutarioriparius is the source of this 1338-nucleotide messenger RNA. Lineage: Eukaryota; Viridiplantae; Streptophyta; Magnoliopsida; Poales; Poaceae. The record is from the annotation of a GenBank genome assembly.
AUGGCCCUCGCGCUGCGCCUCCGGCGGGUCCUCGCCGCGGCCUCCACCUCGGCGCCUCUGCUCCGCCCGUCCGCCUCCGUCGCCCGUCCCUCCCCCCUCGCGCCCCCCGCCUCCUCACCUGUCGCGCCGCUCCCGCGGGCGCCGUGGCGGUUCCUUCCCGGCGGCGCUGCCGCCGGGUUCCGGUCCACGGCGGCGGCGGCGGCUGCGCGGGGCGGGGCCGGCUUCGGGGCGGACGACAGCCAGAUCUCCCCCGACGAGAUCCUCUUCGAGGGCUGCGACUACAACCACUGGCUCAUCACCAUGGAGUUCCCGGACCCCAAGCCGUCGCGCGAGGAGAUGAUCGAGACCUUCCUCCAGACACUCGCCAAGGUCGUCGGGAGUUAUGAGGAGGCCAAGAAGAGAAUGUAUGCUCUUAGCACGACGACUUAUGUUGGUUUUCAGGCUGUAAUGACCGAGGAAAUGUCAGAAAAGUUUAAAGGUUUGCCUGGAGUAGUUUUCAUUCUGCCUGAUUCAUACCUAUAUCCAGAAACAAAGGAGUACGGAGGAGACAAAUAUGACAAUGGUGUCAUCACUCCAAGACCACCACCUGUUCAUUAUAGCAAACCAUCAAGAACUGACAGGAACCGUAACUACCGAGGAAACUACCAGGAUGGCCCUUCACAGCAAGGAAAUUACCAGAACAACCGUCCACAAGGUGGUUACCAGAACAACUCGCCACAGCAAGGAAACUUCCAGACAUACCGCUCACAGCAAGACGGAAGGGGCUAUGCCCCACAGCAGAAUUAUGCACAAGGUGGGCAGGAUGGUAGAGGUUUUGGAAGGAAUGAUUACACAGACCGUUCAGGCUACAAUGGACCACCUGGUGGUUUUCAAGGUCAAGCUCAGUACCAAGGGCAUGUAAAUCCGGCUGGACAAGAUCAAGGUUAUAACAACCCCCAAGAGCGCAGGAACUUCCCGCAAGGGCAGGGAGGAGGUUAUAGGUCUGGUGGUCCUUCAGCACCUGGGUUUUAUGGUCAACCAUCAGCACCUGGGUCUUAUGGUCAACCAUCAGCACCUGGGUCUUAUGGUCAGCCAUCAGCACCUGGGUCUUAUGGUCAACCAUCAACACCUGGGUCUUAUGGUCAACCUUCGACACCUGGAUCUUAUGGUCAAUCAUCAACACCUGGUAACUAUGGGCAGGCACCUCCAUCAGCGAAUCCAGGUGCUAACAGAGUUCCUGGUGUGAAUCCUAGUUAUGGUGGGGAUGGCAGACAGGGGACAAAACCAGCAUAUGGUGCAGAUAACUGGCAAAGAGGUUCUGGUCAGUAUCCUAGCCCAGGUGAAGGACAAGGAAACUAG